CUGCAAAACUCAAUGCAACCGACAACGGACAACGUUGCGUUCGGCAUUGCCAUCUACGUCCCGCCGACGGAAUGGCGCUUCACGCUCGACCAUGCUCCAAGUGACGUUCCCUCAUUGCAGAACGCGCAGAUGAUGCAACGCAGGACGAGCGCGCUCAAAAUCCGCCUCGUUGCGAGCUACAAGGGCAGCAUUACCCUGCCAGGCGGGCGCUUUGACGUCCCGCCGGAGCUGCGCGCCCGAGCCGACCGGCCGGAGAGCCUUUUUGCGCCUGCGUUUGUGGCCGCAGCAGCGCAGCAGCUGAACGCCGAGUGGCGCGAGGAGGUCGAUCACCAGAGCCCCGGCCUGUUCGCUGGAGCAGACUGCGCGUGCGGCACGCUCACCGAUCGCCAAGCGUGCCUGUACUUUGUCAAGUUCUUCGAUGAGCGCGAGUACAGUCCGGACGCGUUGACGCGGGGCUCGAACAGCAUCAUUGAGAUUUUGGCCAACGGACUCUUCCCGCUCUACCAGCAGUCUGCCGGCACCAAGUUUACAGACAGCUUUUGCACGAUUGCGGACAAAAUGGUCGAAGCAAGCGUUCAAGGAAUCGGGUCUGCGCUCGGGAGCGUCCUGAUCCCGCGGCUCGCUCAAAAUCCCGUCGACCACAGCUGGGUGACGCACCAUCUGCCGCACUACGUGGAUCCAAGCCUGCCAUAUGUGGCGCCGAGAAAUCCGCGGCAUCGUAUUCCCAAUUGUCUUCGUCGUGGAGAUUUCCAAGUCCCGGCGUUUGUCAUUGAGCGAUAUGCGCCGCGACCAAGCACCCAUUCCGCUGCGUCUCAUCCGCCUCAGCCACAUCCGCCUCAGCAAUAUCAACCACAGCAACAUCCACUGCAGCAUUAUCCCCCACAGCAUCAUCAGCCACAGCAGCAUUCUCAGCCACAACAAUCGCAACAGCAAUCGCAACAGCGCCCGCAGCAGCACCAACCACAACGGUACCCUCCUCAGUCCCAAUGAAUCACAGUUAAAGCGCGCGCUAUUGCAAUAGACGAACUAGUCAACAGCGAACAACACAGCAUUGCGUAUAAACAUGAACGCUGUAGAGAUUCAAUCCUAGAUUUAUUGACAAAGUGAUAAUUAAAAAAAAAAAAAUCCAUCAAUCUAUACAAACCCAAAAUAGUAAAAAAAUAAACAAG
Messenger RNA from Capsaspora owczarzaki ATCC 30864, 1169 nucleotides. RefSeq lists its product as hypothetical. The transcript has a single exon. Lineage: Eukaryota; Filasterea; Ministeriida; Capsasporidae. Bases 13 to 990 code for a protein of 325 amino acids. The record is from RefSeq and is a predicted model, not a curated record.